This is a messenger RNA of Trichobilharzia szidati, 1045 nucleotides long. The record is from the annotation of a GenBank genome assembly. Lineage: Eukaryota; Metazoa; Platyhelminthes; Trematoda; Strigeidida; Schistosomatidae.
UAGGAUCUGAUUAACACGCAUUUAUUGGAAUGAUGAUAAUAAACAACAUGAAUAUUAUUACUACUUUUAUUUUGACUGUGCUGGUAAUCAGCAUGACGAAAGAUGUUUAUUGUGCGGAUACAGUGAUGUGCAAUCCUACUUUGGAAUGUCCAUCCUAUCAAACGGCUUUCUAUAUAUAUGAUUGCUGUAAAGAUGAAAAGGGUGCGGAUAAGUGUUGUAAAUGGGUCCAUUGGAAAAAUAUUGCGAUCAUAGUUCUUUGUGGGCUCGGAAUACUGAUUAUCAUUUGGAUAGUCAAUUGUUUAUUUGGAUUUUGUAAAUGUUUUUAUAAAUGCUGUUGUUGUUGUUGUCGGAAAGACAAAAAGUAAGAGUGAAAAUGAGAUGACUUUAUAUUCUUCUUCUUCUUCAAUGGUCUGUUUGCUCACUUUCUCCUACUCACUGUAUUUUACUUCACUCAACUUUACUUUAACUUACUUCGCUCAACACUACUCUACUCCGUUUCAAUCCACUAUAAUGUACUCAGAUCUACAGUACACAACUUCACUUACCUCUACCAUAAUCAACUCUUCAAAUACUCACAAAGAUUCAAGUCCACUCUACAUUGCUGAACUCCACUCUAUUCAGCUCCUCUACACUCUAGUAAACUUCCGAGGUGCUAAAGUCGUCUCUAUGUCACCUUAAUAAACUCAACUUUGCUCUACUCAACUGUACUUCACUUCAUUCUACUGAAAACCGCUUUAAUAAACUUUACUCCACUGUUUUACGCUAAUACACUUCACUCUAAUCUUGUGAACCCCACUGUACUCAACUCUGUUAUACUCUGCAGUAAUCCAAUCUACUUAACUCUGAUUUACUCUGCGCUAGUCCGCUAUACUUCACUCGACUUCGCUUUACUCUACUAUAUUCUUAUGUGUCCCAAAAUAUUGUUUUUAUAUUUUAAUAUUUUUCAUGACCAAAAACCUUUUAACUAACCAAGGAGCGUGAUAAUUAUAUGUUGACUUUACACUACUCUAAGCUAAUAUUAUUACUAUUAGGCCCUACUUUAUUG